CUCCUGAUAGCUCAGUUGGUAGAGCGAUGGACUGUAAUUGAAAUUCGCAUUCGGAUAUAAAUCCACAGGUCGCGUGUUCGACUCACGCUCGGGAGACUUAUCUUAUUCUAGUUGGAUGAGUUACUUUUUACCCCAUCUUUGUUUAGCGCUGGUGAUGUCCUCCCGGCUAGAAUAAUAGAUUCGCAGUAGAUGCACUUGCUCUAUCUUAUCUACCUUUCAAUUUUUCUUUUUCUUCUUCCUUUCCGUCUCAAGCUCCGCUAUGCGCAAUUGUACUUCGUAGGUUCGGGCGGGGCUCAAAAUGGUAUCCUACCUAAUCGCAUCGUUGCUCACAUCAUAUCCGAAAACGUAACUCCGAGAAAAGUAAGAAUGCACAUUGAUCUAGGCCGAGUGUGGAUCAUCUAUCUUAACCUGUCUAUUGGGCGACGUCGGGACAACGGACUUGCGUUACCAUGAUGGACCUGUCCUUAAAAAAUAAAAUAAAAAAUAAAAAAGAUGCGCAUCCGGUCCCGUGAUGAAGAGAUCUCAUUACCUCAUGCGUUGAUGCUGGACACAUAUAAUUGCGGUAUUUACGGUACUCCUCUGUAUCUUCGUUCGACAUUCACCUUUCUUUAUAGUUAUACUAGGCUUGUAGGAUCUAGCCACAUCAUGGCUACACAUAUAUGACUCCAGAGACCACGUUGAGUCUAGCUGUUAAUUACACGCGCAUACAGCUAAACAUGCAGGUCGCCUACGGUCUAUGGGCGUCAUUGCAGUCCGGUCAUGACUUUCGAGAGGUGUACAGGCAAGAUUGAGAAUAAGCUCAUAUAUAUUUUGCUUCAUUAAGAGAAAAAAAAAACAAGGAGAUCUAGGCUACCAGUCAGAUUGUAUAUAGAGUCAAGGUCAAGCC
Messenger RNA from Xylaria bambusicola, 886 nucleotides. RefSeq lists its product as uncharacterized. Bases 190 to 453 code for a protein of 87 amino acids. The transcript has a single exon. NCBI's taxonomy places the organism in Eukaryota, Fungi, Ascomycota, Sordariomycetes, Xylariales, Xylariaceae. The record is from RefSeq and is a predicted model, not a curated record.